Molecule: messenger RNA, 1632 nt
Organism: Cutaneotrichosporon cavernicola
Lineage: Eukaryota; Fungi; Basidiomycota; Tremellomycetes; Trichosporonales; Trichosporonaceae
Exons: 2
Coding region: 1-1632 (543 amino acids)
Biological process (GO): carbohydrate transport; transmembrane transport
Cellular component (GO): membrane
Molecular function (GO): carbohydrate:proton symporter activity
Source: RefSeq, a predicted model, not a curated record
AUGGAGAGCAAAGCCGCCAUCUCCCACGUCGAGAUCAGCACCGGAGGCAGCGUCGACAAGCUUGACGAGAGCGCCAGCUUCACGAACCCAUCCCAUGAUCGCGCUAUCGCGCUCGCCAUGGCGCGCGCUGCCGACCCGGGGCCGCGCGCGUUCUCGCCCCGCGCCAUCCAGCUCCUGUGCAUCGUCCUCGUCGUGUGCAUGUGCUCUGGCGACUCGGGGUUCGACGGAACCGUCAUGGGCGCCAUCAACAGUAUGAUCCAGUUCCAGGCCUACUUUGGCCUUGAGGGGGCUGCCAAGAGCACCGGUAUUGUUUUCGGUAUGUACACUGUCGGUCAGGUCGCCGCUGCGUUCCUCGCCGCCUACCUCCCCGACAAGUUUGGUCGUCGCUGGGGUAUGUUCAUUGGCAACAUUAUCCUCGUGGUUGGCGCAUUCCUCUGCGGCUUUAGCAAGAACAUGGGCAUGUUGCUCGCCGGCCGCUUCCUCGUUGGUAUGGGCUGCUCGGCCGCUGCCGCCGCAGGCAAGUCGUACCUCUCCGAGAUCACUUCGCCGUGGAACCGCGGCCGCUACAUGGGUCUCCAGAACUCGUUCUACUACGUCGGGCAACUGCUCGCAUCCGGCAUCGCCAUCCCCAUGGGCCGUAUGGCGACCGAUUGGUCGUGGCGCGUCCCCAUGAUCCUCCAGUGCAUGCUCGCCGUUAUCAACAUUGCCUUUGUCCUGUUCCUCCCCGAGUCACCGCGCUGGCUCUUCUCGCGUGGUCACGAGGAGGAGGCCAUCAAAAUUCUCGCAAAGCUCCACUCGCAGGACAACGACGUCAACUCGCCUCUUGUGCAGAUGGAGGUCUCCGAGUUCCGCGACUCGAUCGCACUGGACGGUGCCGACCAGCGCUGGUGGGACUUCCGCCCGCUCUUCAACAGCCACUCUGGCCGCUACCGCUUCGGCAUGUGCGUCAUUGUGUCGUGCUGGGGCCAGCUCAGUGGUAACGGUCUUAUCACCUACUACCUCCCGUCUCUCCUCCAGCUUGCCGGCAUUGUCAACCGUGACCGCCAGCGUGUGCUCAACUUUGUCAACUCGAUCACCUCGUUUGCCGCCGCUCUCACGGGUACUGCGAUUGUCGACAAGGUCGGCCGGCGCAAGCUCAUGCUCACCGCCGCAAUUUCGUGUACUUGCGGAUUGGCGAUUGUCGCAGGUCUCCUCUCCGACGCCGGCCACAAGAACGCCAUGCGCGCCAACGCCGGCAUCACGUUCAUCUACCUGUUUAUGAUGUGUUACAGCUUUGGUUGGACACCAUUGCAAGGCCUGUACCCGGCCGAGUGCCUUGCGUUCGAGGUGCGCGCCAAGGGACUUGCGCUGCAGGGCUGGUUCACCAAUGUUUUCUCGCUCAUCAACACUUUCGGCCUCCCCAGCGCCCUCAAGGCCCUGAGCUGGAAGACGUACCUCAUCUUCAUGGUGUGGGACAUUGUGGGCGUCGCGGUCAUCUAUCUGUUCACCGUCGAGACCAAGCAGCUGUCGCUCGAGGAGCUCGACGAGGUGUUCGAAUCCAAGAACCCGAAGAAAACUUCGUUUGCGCUCUCCGCGGCUGCCCGCGAACGCGCGGCCGAGGAACGCAAGGUGCUGGCCGCUGCGGGUCUCUAG